Molecule: messenger RNA, 1083 nt
Organism: Adineta steineri
Lineage: Eukaryota; Metazoa; Rotifera; Eurotatoria; Adinetida; Adinetidae
Source: the annotation of a GenBank genome assembly
AUGUCUGAAAGCGGUGAACCAGUUUUAACACAUGACAUCGAUUGGCAAAUGCUCGAUAAAAAAAAAUAUGUUCCAUUAAAUCUUCUAUCAACAUUUAUCGUUCGCUCAUUUUUAUAUCCAUUUACACUUGUUCGUACUCGUUUACAAGUUCAAAUUCAAUCAACAAUAUAUAAAGGUACAUGGCAUGCAUUACAUACAACCGUUCGUUAUGAAGGUUUUCGAUCAUUAUACAAAGGUUUUCUUGUUUAUAAUUGUCAAUUAAUACCUGGUCUUAUUUAUAUAACAACAUUUGAAGCAACACGUGCUCGUGCUAAUAUUUUAACUAAAAAUGAAUAUUUACGUGCUGGUGUUGGUGGUACAAUUGCUUCAUUAUUUGCUCAAGUACUUGCAUGUCCUAUUGAUAUUGUUUCUCAACAUAUGCAAUUAGUUGGAUUAACAUCACCAGGAAGAGUAACUCGUUCUAAAGAUGGUAUGUCAGCUGUAUCGAAUACCGAAUUAUCUAAAACAUCAUCAACUCGUCGUCAACAACGUCAAAUUCAACGUAUACAUGUACCAAAUGAAAUUCGCGCUAAUAAUUAUUUAAUAUUUAAACAUAUAUGUAGAACAUUAUUAUAUGAAAAUAAUGUAGAUAAAAAUCAAAAACCACAAAUAACUUUAAGAGGUUUUUAUCGUGGUUAUAUGAUUUCAACAUUUUUAUUCAGUUUAACAAGUGCGAUUUGGUGGCCAUCAUAUUAUUUUUAUCAACGACAAAUGCUUAAAAUUGAAACAAUAUUUCCAAGUCUAUUUCCAUUACCAUUACUUGCUAUUCAAUGUAUUGCUGGUCCUUUAUCAUCACUUACAUCGACUAUUCUUACAAAUCCACUUGAUGUAUGUCGUACUCGUAUACAAGUUGAACAAGAACGAAGAAGAGUUGCACAAAUUAUGCGUGAAUUAUGGCAAGAAGAAGGUGCUGGUAUAUUUACAAAAGGUUUAACAGCUCGUCUAUCACAUUCAUGUGUUUAUUCAUUAUUUAUUAUAUUUGGUUAUGAAACAGUUAAACGAAUAUCAUUAAAAGAAGAAUAUAAAGGACAAGUGAGAUGGUGA